GCAGGCAGGCUCGAGUCGAGCGCGGCGUCCCGAGGGCCGGGGGAAGAGCCGGGACGCAGGAUGAGCUGAUGGAGACGUUCCGUGUUUAAAUGGAGGCGGCUUUCUAAUGUUGCUCCCACGGGACUGGAACCCAGACUGCGCCGCGCUGCCCUUGGCUGCUCUCUGCAUGGGCGUGAUCCGGCUCGCACAUGCCAUCACCAUCAACAUGCCGGAACAGAGCAUCACGGCGGCGGUUGAGGACGACGUGCUCUUCCCGGCACGGUACUCGUGCAACGGGACUCCCACCAUCCAGUGGACGUUCCUGUCCCCCAGGGAGAGGCGCGGCGUCGCCGUCUGGAAGCCCGGGGCCUUCAGCAACGUCUCCGCCGAGUAUGAGCACAGGCUGCUGACCCACGCGAACGGCUCCAUCACGCUCCUUCGGGUGCGUCUCGCCGACUCCGGCUACUACGUUGUGUCCGUGAGCGAGUCGUCGGGGAGCAGUAAGGAAGCAGCAAUCGUUCUCACGGUCACUGAGCUGCUGUACGAAGACCUGCAGUAUUUAGCCGGAUUUGUGGCCGUCCUGGGGGUCCUGGCCGGUCUUCUCAUGGUUUCCAUGUGGCUCCUGAACAAAAUUUGCAAGCGUGUCAAGAGACAAUGGCGCCGACACGCCCUACCUGGUAGCGUUACGCCGUCACCAAGGAAACAGAGUUAAAUACUCUGCUACUGAUGCUAGUCUUGUCCCUGUAAUACAUGUGGACUUCAGCUUAAAACUAAAGCCUUGGUGUUUCGAAAGCAUACAGGAGAGGUGCAUCUGAAGAACAUUUAGUAUAUUUUAAAACAAGUGUUUGUU
Scleropages formosus (Asian bonytongue) is the source of this 829-nucleotide messenger RNA. It is a transcript of the gene vstm5, whose product is annotated as V-set and transmembrane domain containing 5. The transcript has 3 exons. The record is from RefSeq and is a predicted model, not a curated record. NCBI's taxonomy places the organism in Eukaryota, Metazoa, Chordata, Actinopteri, Osteoglossiformes, Osteoglossidae. Bases 107 to 691 code for a protein of 194 amino acids.